CCAAGGCGGCCGUGCGCAGGCGCAGUUUGACCGUAAACAAAUCCCGCACGAGAGUGAAGCUCGGGCGGUGCUUUUUUGAUCGUUAAUUUAUUGAUCACCACGUCAUGUUGAUCAACAAAUACACCUGUAUGGUAGUGAAUCCCCAGUGGUGCUUAUUGAUCACCACCUCAUGUAUUGAUCAGUAAACAAACGAGAUGGACGCUGUUGAAGAACGACUGGCGGACUUCUCACUGGAGGCUCAUGAUUUGUACCUGAGCCAAUCGGUACCUCACGUGGACGGCCCACCUGACCCACUGACCUUCUACCGCGACUGGAUUGGUACAAACAAACCCUGCAUCAUCCGAAACGCUCUCAACCAUUGGCCGGCCUUGUCCAGGUGGACGCCGACGUACCUGAGGGAAAAGGUGGGGUCAAAGGUCAUCAGUGUGGCGGUGACUCCCGACGGUUACGCCGACGCCGUGAGAGGCGAUCGCUUCGUGAUGCCGGAAGAACGUCACAUGACCGUUUCCUCCGUGCUGGAUGUCCUGGAAGGCAAGGUGAAGCGGCGUGGAGUCUUUUACGUCCAAAAGCAGUGUUCCAACCUGCUGGACGAACUUCCUGAGCUGACAGGCGACGUGGAAGCGCACGUGCCGUGGAUGAGUACGGCGCUGGGAAAGUUACCAGACGCCGUCAAUUUCUGGCUGGGCGAAGCAGAUGCCGUCACGUCACUGCACAAAGAUCCUUAUGAGAACGUCUACUGUGUCGUUUCUGGACAGAAGAACUUCAUCCUGCUGCCGCCUACAGAGCGACCCUUCCUCCCUUACGGCCUCUACCAGCCCGCGGUUUACUGCCAGCAAGACGACGGCGACUUUGCGGCGGUGGACCAGACUGACUGUGAGAAGGUGCCCUGGAUCCCCCUGGACCCGCUGGACCCCGACCUGGAGCGCUACCCCAUGUACCGAAGAGCGCGGCCGCUGCACUGUAGUGUGAAGGCCGGGGAGAUCCUAUACCUGCCCUCGCUGUGGUUCCACCACGUGCGGCAGACGCACGGCUGCAUGGCAGUCAACUUCUGGUACGACAUGGACUUUGACGUCAAGUACAACUACUUCCAGCUGGUGGACGCGCUGUCGCAGCUCAUAUCACCACCUGCAUGUGAGGCAAACAGGAAGUGAGCAAGAGGCAAACAGGAAGUGAUAAAAAAGCUCUUUAUUAAAGCAAACUUUUGGUUUUUCAA
Molecule: messenger RNA, 1213 nt
Organism: Nerophis lumbriciformis (worm pipefish)
Lineage: Eukaryota; Metazoa; Chordata; Actinopteri; Syngnathiformes; Syngnathidae
Gene: jmjd7
Product: jumonji domain containing 7
Source: RefSeq, a predicted model, not a curated record